GUCGACACAACUCGUCCGAGCGGUCCGUCCGUCUCGAGCUCGUCACGUCAAGAUCACGCACACCACGCACAUACGUGUAAAAUAACACCGGCACCGCCGUGGGCCGCAGGUCGGAGAGAGGACGAAUUUUUUUAUUUAAACCUCCCUACCGCGACGAUCGACGAUUGACCGGCCGCCGAAGAUAUGCACUCCGAAAAACGUCCGCCCGGCGUGACCGUCGUGGUUUUCCACCGCACGUCCGCUGCACCGCCACGACUCGCGUCCGCCGGAAAACGUCGGACCAUGUAAUUAUCAUAUUGGCUGUGACUCGAAACCGACUUCCCUCCCCCACCCCCGGCACCGGCAGCGGUGGCACGCACAUCAAAGGUAGUGCACUGCACACAUAUACACACACACUCCUACGCUCAUACACACAUACACACACACAAAUACACACACAUAUACGAUAUAUUAUAUGCACAUUGUACACUGGUGCAGUGUAUAGAGUGGCCACCACUGCACCACCACUGCACCACUACUGCACCAUCACCGUAACGAUCGCACAACUCCAAUGAUGUGCCACCGGAGACGCGCGGGUGGGACGCCCUCGCCGCGCAAUAACUGCGCCGGCCCACCAUGACCCUCGCCAAACAUGGCCAAAGACAAGAAACCGGAGAAAAAUAACGGAUCGAAAAAAGGAUCGGUCACCUGUGAACGGACGUACGUUUUGGACAGGUGUUCGCGAAUUGCCAACCAGGAAACCCGACGGUCACCACCAAGCAGUCCGUCCACGAUACGAGUAAUUGACCUUCCAAGCAGACAUCAACGAAGAGGUGCGGUUCGUGACAAGCGGACCGUAUCGCUUGACCAACCUCGUCCGGCGCACCAGCGCGCCGAUAACGCAUACGUGGAGACGCCGUUUGUAGACAGCGUUGUCCCGUUACAGCUGCAGGGUGCUCCCACCGCGUCCUGCUCAUCCGCACCUUACAGUGUGUCAUAUUCCUGCGCAGGCUGCACUGCCGCCGAAGGCAACGGAACAGGCCUGCCGGUCAUAACGUUUCAAGGCAUGAGAUCGUCGGCCGAACCGCCGCCGAGGCCCGGCGAAGGCAUCAUCGACGAGUUUCCGGCAUACGUGCCGUGGAAGGCCGAACAAACCGUGCAAGAAGACUUGUUGAUGUGCAACGUGUGCCACAAGUGCCGGUGCACCACUUGCCAGAAGCUGUGCAAAUAUCCCGGCAUGCGCGUGUGCGGCGUGCUAGACAUGCAAUCACGGUGCGACGAAGCUUGCGUUGAGACAACAACGGUGUGCGUGCCGUGCGUCCAGAAGACGGCCAGGUGUCCGGCCUCCAACGCAGCCAGGGCUGAGGCCAAUGCCGCCAGGGCCCAGGCCACCGCAGCCGCAGCCGCAGCCGCAGCCGCUGCCGCUGCCGCUGCCGCUGCCGCUGCCGCCGCCAACGACAACGCCGACGCUAACGACAUAGCCGACGCUAACGUCAUCGCCGACGCUAACGACAUAGCCGACGCUAACGUCAUCGCCGACGCUAACGACAUCGCCGACGCCCAACCAGAAGACGGUGAUGGUGAGCCACAGACGGCGAGCACCGCGUCAGGCAAGUGCCGGUUGCGCUGGCUGAUGUGUUGGUUGUGCUGCCCGUGCCCGUACUGUACGGUGGACGGCGUGGCCGAGUGUUCGACCGGGUGUCGCGGCAACGUAAACGUGUCCGGUUGCGAGUGCGUGGACUGGGAGGCGCUGAGGCAGAACAACCGCCGCCGGGUGAACGCCGCCGCCGCAGCCGUGGCCGCGUCAAGAGACCGCCGCCGGUGCCGUGACUAUCACUAUUACAUCACGGCGAUGCCGCAAACGGCCAACGACACCACCGAAGCCAACAAGUCUGGCAUCGCAAAUGCCGCCGCCAAUGGGGAAAACGUCGGCUCCCGGAUAAGCAGAUUGCGCAAAUUCCUACGUUUUUAGACUAAAUAUAUAAUAUAAUAUACACGUAAUGCGAUGUAUAUUAUAUCAGUGUCUCCGACGAUUACACCGGCAACUACAACGGGAGUAUUCGUUUAUAUUAUUCCAUGUGCAUUGUAUACAUAUAAUUAUGUUAUGUUAUUAUAUAGUACGAUAAGUUAAUCCUACAUUAUUAUUAUUAUUAUAAGUACUAGACUCGGGGCUUGAAAUCGAUUUUAAAUAUCGACAAAAAGCGUCGGAUAAUAUUAUAAUAAUAUUCUUUAUAAUCAAAAUCGAUAAUUCAUAUUAAAUCAUUUUACAAUAACGAAUUUGCAUAAAAAUCAAUUUUAAAUUCAGCAAUAGCCAAUAGGAGGGCUAUGAUAGUGUUUAUCGGUAGGCAAUAAACUAAUAACUAAUAUUUAGCUUUAUUUUAGGUAGAAAUCAAAAUUAAAAUCGUAAAAAUGUAUGUGUUUAUUUAAAUUAAAAAAAAAAGCUAUUUAUAAAAUAAAUGAAAUCAAUAUUUAUUAUUUUUAAGUUGAAAUCAGAAAAAAAAAUAAUAUCAUUGAGCAAAAGUAAAAUUGAAAUCGAUAAAUUUAAUUUCGAUUUCAAACCCUCAUAGUAUAGUGAUAGGUAUAGUGGUAGGUAUAUAGUGGUAGUAAUAGGGUUGUAAAUAUUUAUAAACAUCGUAAAUCACUUUAAAAUCUUAUAUUGUUAUUAUGGCGCUGUUAUUAUUAUUAGUCUGUUUUUCAAUCCUGCAGAUAAUGGUUUACAGUUGCAAUUGCAUCCGCUCUUCUCUGUUGCCUACUAUACUUUUUUUCCUGUUGAUUUGUUCGUGCGAAUUGCUUCCUUGAUCUCAUUUUCGAAUUUUUAUUUUGUAUAAUCCAAUAUAUACGUUAUGAUUUUACCUUUAAAAAACACCAAUCCAUUACUGAUCCAAGCAAUCCAUCAUCGUUGUCUCAAUACAUAAUUUAUACGGCCAAUCCUUUAAUUUAUCAUGUUUUUCAUAGAGUUCUUUCAUCUGAUAUUUUCUCCACUACUUCUUAAUGAGGUUGCCAUAUAUCUAUCUGACUUAUCAUGGACACUCUUCUGUAGUACCACCAGGCCCGGAUAAGGAGGCCGGAUGAUGGGGUCCAUUUUUAUCUCAGAAAUAUUUUUUUUAAUGCGUUCAAAACAGUUUUCUAGAAAAAUUUAAUUAUUUUAGUAGCACAGAUACUAUAAUACAUCAUAUAUAAUUAUAUAAUAGUAUAUAGUAUGAUAAAGUUUAUGUUUACAAUUCUUUUGAAGUUAUAGUUGAAAUGGGGCCCUCUAAGUGUAUGGUGUCCCGGGGCCCAAUUGAUCCUUAAUCCGGGCUUGAGCAGCCCAUCACAAAACCUUCCGUUCUAUACUUUCUUCCUUCUACGAAAGGUACUUCUUUACCACAAUCUUCCACGUUUUCCAGCCAUUGAUAUGAACUAUAUAAUAUAUUAUAAUAACGGUAACCUGCCUCACUAACUAUAUUAUCACGAGACGUAUCAUCCUCGAAAAACCCAAAACGCAUCUAAGAGAAAGUUCAUCCCGCGUUUUUCUCGAGCUAUUUCCGAGUACUUGGCGUGCGUUUAAAUAAUAUGAUUAUAUUAUGAUAUACGAGCAGGUAACAUAUUAUUAUAUUUGAUUUUGAAUUUCGUAAAAAUAAUAUUAUGACGUGUAAAUAUUAUAUUAGUUGAUAACAUAUUAAGUCGCUUAUCCAGCUUUAUAUAAAUUAAUAAUAAUAUAUGGUGUGUUCUGUUUUAAUAAUAAUAUCCUAACAAUUAAUUAUUCGUGUACGUUUGAGUACCUACCUAAAUUCAAUUGUUAUUCGUAAAUUACCUAUAAAUCUAGAUUUACUCCUUGUAUUAUAUUAUACAAAAUUCUGAUAUCGUGUCACUUCGCAUAUUAUAAUGCAGACACAAAAAUAUGUAUUAUAAUUUAUAAAUAUACCUAUCUAUUGAAUAUUUUGAAAUGCGCAACAUACUAUUAUGAAAAUAUCAUAAAAUUUUUUUAGUAUAGAGGCUGUGGCCGCGAACAUCGACGAAAGCGUCUGCUAAACUAUUGUUUUCAGUUAAAUUUAAUUAUUAAUUUCGGAGUGAUAUAAUUCGUGUUUGACUAUGUAGGUAUUAUAGGCAUUUAUCUCAUGUAUAUAAAUGUUAUAAUACAAAUAAUAUCUUAAUAUUAUAAUCUAAUACUAUAAAUGUACCUUUAUCAUAAUUAUUAACUUUUUAUUCCUUACAUGUCACGAUGGACCGUUGAGAUCUAUCGAAAAAAAAAAACCGAAACCUAUAUUUGUAUAUAAUAUUAUAAUAAAAAAAAAAACAUUUGAAUUAAUAAUAAUAAAUAUAAAAUUUACCUCCCCAAAUACCAUUAAGUACAAACACAUUAAUAAUAAUAAUAUUACACCAUGUUAAUGCAAAUAGUUGUGUGUGAUUCUAUCCAAUUGCAUGAUAAUAUCAAUAUAAUAAAAUUAUCGUUUUCAAGCCAAUUAUUGUAGUAUGCCUAAAACAAAAAAAAAUUAUCCGUACCUACGCCUAUAUGUGUGAUAUUUGUUUUCCGAUUAUAUCAAAUUUCGAAUUAUGUGUAUAAUCGUAUUAUUAUUAUUAAUUAUUAUUACUACACUAUUGUUAUUAUAAGAAUCGUUGUUAUUGAUGUCUGCGGUCGGGUUUACGUGUUAGAAUAUCACGGUGAUAUUAUUAUGGACAAGCCAAACAUUAGUUAUUUUCCGCAUUUGCGUGAUUUGUCGAAAUUCGCUCAUAAGAUCGUAUAGUUUCCCUCGGUGGCAGAAGCCUCGGCGACAUAUUUUUAUACCGUGUUUACAAGCAUAUAUAUUGGCACCGGUGUCGUCGCUUCGGAAAACGGGUUGUACGAAACACAGUACAUUUACAUUAUAUUAUUAUAAUCUGACGUAAAAUGCGAACGUUCAAGUAAAUUUAAUUUGCACGGUUCGUGUACCUAUAUCGUUAAAAUACGAUUAUCGAACCGGCGGGGGUCGCGGGUGGUUCGAAAAAUGCGUGCCCCUUCCCUCAAAACGUCGCGCGGAAAGACUAUUCGGUCGUCCUUCGUUUAUGAUAAUAUUUUUGCAAUUAUAAUCAUUACCCGCCACCGACAAAACAGGUACCUUCCUACUGUCAUAUUAAGCCGCGAUCCGUUAGACUUGGAUUUAUCCGUUUCGCCUACACUUAUAAGCAUUAUAAACAUUAUUAUGAUUUCGGUCGCAUUAUAAUGUAGAACGGUUAUGCUGAUACGACGGCCGCGUCGUGUUCCCGGUGCCGAUAAUAUUAUAUUAUUAUUAUAAAUUAUCGUUCGCGUUUCCGCGAUGGCACACACGACAGACGGUCUCGGGAACUAUAUCAUUAUUACUAUUGUUACGAUAUAGCAAGGAAUAUCGAACGAAUUUAAAGGAGACAAGAUUAUAUAAGCACCUAUACUUAUCGAACAAGACAUCGCGGAUCGGCCAACAUUCCUGAAUAUUACUAUACGUAUAAUUAAUAAUAAUAUUAUUAUUAUUAUUAUUGUUAUGAUUGAUAUUUAAACCGAUCGGAAUGGUACUAUUUUCCUUCUCUGAGCGAUGUCUUCCCACUCUCCCUCAGCUCGACAAAUAUCGAUAGCGUGUGUCUUUUUACGGAUUAAUUAUAAAUAUUAUAAUAUAUGUUAUUACAUAUUGAAUGCUUUUAAAUGUAAUAUUCCCAUAUUAUAUAGAUACCUAAUAUGCUCCUAUAUGGCUAUAUUAUAUGUUACAUAUAUAUAUAUUAUUAUUAAUUAUUUUGGACGUGUUAUUCCAUUUGAGGAAAAUGUUUUAUAGACAAUUAAUAUUUUAAACACAAAUAAUAAUGUCUUAAAAUUAUAUUUAUUAUUUAUUGUGUGCAUUUUUACACCACGGGCAUGCGCAGAUACAGCGAUAAAUCAUUAACGUCAUUAUUAUACUUACUUACAUUUUCUACAGUCAUUGAUCCAAAGAUCAGUGGAAAUGUAAUAAACAAAGUAUAUUAUUAUUUUACAGCUCCGUCCUGCAUUAAUAAUACACUAGCUGCUGGUGUAUCGUUAGAUUACAAGUAUUUAUUUCCACAUAAUAUAGAUUAAUCCCAAUUGCGAUAGAUUUUUAUUCAAAAAUAAUUUUAAAAAUAAAUUUCAUUGAUAGUGAAGUGCUUGGUCUCAAAUUCGCAUUACAGUGAUGCGCAUGCCUAUGGUAUUGGUUCGUGUUAUUUAUGGUGAUAAUAUGAUAAAAUAUUGUUAUAAAAUAUAGAUGUGUUGAUGUGUUUAUUAUAUAAUAUUUAUUAUAAGUGUAUGAAUUUACCGUAAUGAUUUCUCAAAAAUCUAACUAUAAGUAACUAUUACUAUAUGUUAACGAUUAAUGGAUUUUUUUUUUCAAUUUCACUAUUAAUUAUUAUAAUUUUUUUAAGUCUCUCAAAUAUAAAAAUAUACUCAUAUGUUUCUAAGACUAAGAAUCGGCAUUAGUUAGCACCGGGUUGUAAGUCCCGGUUCAUAUUAUUAUUACUGGCUACUGCUGAUCCAUCUCUAGUCAUAAAUAUUAUUCAAAAUAUCGAUACAAAUAUAAUUCUUAUUACUUGGAAUGUUUUUAUUUAAUAUGAAAUAUUUUUUUGUAUAAUUUAAGUUUUUUUAAUUUUUGAAGUGUUAUAAACCUAUUAUACACGUUUUUUUUUUUUUAUUAAUUUAUAUAUAAAAUAUAAAGUUUACUCAUUCUCACUCACUUUCUCUCUCUAAUUUUCUCUCUGGUCGAUAUAUAAGUAUACUUAUGUUCAAUUCAUCUUAAACUAUAAUCAAUUAUUGCGAGAAAAAAUAUUAUGUAAUUAUAUUCUUAAUGUUAUCGAAUCUAAAUAAUGUGUUGAUGUUUUUGUACUUGAAUCUCUCCCUAAAAUUCAUUCAAACUAAAUUUUAGCAGCAGUAAAUCAUACGAUCGUACGAUAUCGUUGUGUACGUGCGCAAUCACAAUGUCAUACACGACGUGGUAUCGACAACCUGUGGACUGCUAAAACGUAGCACGACUACCCACAACUGUGUAGGUAUAUUAUAUUGUCAUCAUAUUAUUAUCAACUGUGAUGAUAAUAAUACAACAAUAUACGACGGCGCACACGACCCGACACGGAGCUCCGCACAUGAUAUAGGUACACAUUUUGUAUAUUAUAAUAUACCUUACCAGUAACCACGUCUUCGGUAGGUAUACAUACGACAACGGACAACUCGUGUCCUGCAUUACGAUACGGUAUAAUAAUAUGUUAUUAUAAUAAUAUACGCGUCGCAUACGACGGCCACCCGCCUUCGUUUUUAUCGCAUACAAAUAGGCACAGACGACCGCUACACGGCUGGCCAACUCGCGACAAGACGAAUGGUCACGACGAAUUGAUUAUCAUAAUACGCGAUUCCGUGUUUCGGACUUGGAUACCGCCUAUACCGGCUAUAUCUACCAGAUACCGCGUUCACGCAGCCACCGGUCGUGGUGCGUACCUAUAGAUACAUAAUAUAAUAUAUAAUAUACCUAAUAUUAUACCGUGUAUAACUGCAGUGUACCCUGCCAAGGGCGGAGGGUUGUGUGAUCUCUUCUUCAGGUAAAGGUAAAUAAAUAUGAUACACCUGAACAAAAUACGUUCCGAAACUAAGAAUGAUAAUAAAAAUAAUAAUAAAAAAGAAAACGAGCAUAUCAGGGGAAAUUAUAAAUUGAUAAUAAUAAUAUAAUGAACAUUAUUAUUGGAAGAGGUGUACCUAUUUAAAAAUCAUAUCUAAAAAGAAUUUGAAUUUUGCAGAAAAUAAUAUUUAUUAUUCCCAGUCCUAAUUUUUUUUUCCAUACAAUAUUAUUAAAAACUAUUUACGUAUACCGUCAUCAGGACUGAAAAAUCAUAAAUUAUAUACCUACUUUUCAUUAGUUAGGUAUAUUAUAAUAUUAUAAAAUACUUAAAGAGCUACCUAAUAUUAUAGAUGUGACACACACAAGACUUAGAAAUUAUCAUUGUGAAAAUGUGAAAUAAGAACCAACUCAUAUUUAUUUUUAUACAAUUUGUAGGAACUUUCAAAUGUGUGUGUGGUGUGUAGCUUACCAGCUAAAGUAGUGAAGGUACAUUACAUCGUGUAGGUAACCUGUACAUUUUACACUGUAACACCAAAAUCUCGCUCAUCACACUAUUUAUUUACCAACCAUAAUAAUCAUUAUAAAACCAGACAUAUUAAUUUUAAAAAAAUGGGUACCUUUCUUGGUUCUGGUAAGGUUCUGGUUUUCAAUAUUUUAAAGGUUUUACAAAAUCAAAUUAUUUCGGUUCGGUUUUAGUCACUGGUUACUGGUAAAUCUUGGUCAUUGGCGGACAUUACAGGUAAUGGGUUACCAAAACCCAUUUAAACAUCAGUGUAGCCACUUGCAACAAUAUAAUAUGAAAAUAACCAAUUUUCAGUUAUAUACAACU
Metopolophium dirhodum (rose-grain aphid) is the source of this 8346-nucleotide messenger RNA. RefSeq lists its product as uncharacterized. The record is from RefSeq and is a predicted model, not a curated record. The transcript has 3 exons. NCBI's taxonomy places the organism in Eukaryota, Metazoa, Arthropoda, Insecta, Hemiptera, Aphididae. Bases 632 to 1951 code for a protein of 439 amino acids.